Messenger RNA from Arabidopsis lyrata subsp. lyrata, 970 nucleotides. RefSeq lists its product as uncharacterized. The transcript has a single exon. Lineage: Eukaryota; Viridiplantae; Streptophyta; Magnoliopsida; Brassicales; Brassicaceae. Bases 557 to 970 code for a protein of 137 amino acids. The record is from RefSeq and is a predicted model, not a curated record.
ACAGCUGUUUUUUAUUCGACCACAUCCAUUUUCCUAAGUUAUUUCCAUUUUUAUAGCUAUCUUACUAGUUUCAACUUUCAAACCAUAAGAUUUUAAAUUUUGUUCAACGGCAUUUAAUGCAUUUUUAAAUAGUUUUGGGUAUGUUGGGUUAGGUUUUUUAAUAGUAGUCAAAUAUCAUAUUAAGAACUAUGACCAAAAUAGAUAUCAUAUAGAAAUAAAUCUCUAAAUAUAAUAUUUUUGAAAAAAAUAAUUUGGUUUCUUUAUUCAAUGGUUUCUAUUAUUUGAAAUGGUAUUCAGAAAAAUUCUACAUUUCUAUUCAAACAACAUUUAUUACUCAUUAUUUAGCAUCCGUUUUUCUCGUUUAUAAAUAAAGAAUUACGACAUGAAACACGUGCAAACACGUGCAUUUUAACAUACAUAUAUAUGGAAAAAUGUCGAAUUUCGUGAAUUAGUGAGAGAAAAAAAAAACACAAAAUAAAAUACUGAGGUGUAUAUAAGUUGAUACAUCAAUCACAAAUAUUAUUCUACUCAAAUUUCUUAUUUGAAAAGAAGAAAAAUGCGAGGGAAAAAAAUAAUAAUCACAGAUGAAGAUGUGAAGCUACUUGUGACAAUCAUUGGUACAAUCGGAGUCACCAAUGGUCGCCCAUAUCAAUACAAGGUUGAAGCAUGGACAAAUGAAAACGAAAAAUAUGAAACAAAGGUUGUACCAACCGAAGGAGAUCCCGAGUUCGAUGAAGAGCUACAAAUUUUUCAAGAUAAGAAUUUUCCAGCCCAAUCUUUAUAUGUAGAUGUUUUCAAAACGAAUUCAAUUGGCACCUAUUUCGUUGGGAGGGGAGUCACAUUGUUGCCAACGGUUAAAGGUGUUGAUUUUUACCGUGAAGUUGAGCUCUCUGGUCCUGAGGAAACCGGAUUUCUUCAAUUGUCACUUAAUCUCAUGGAAUUCGAGAUACUUGGUUAUGUUUCUACAUGA